AGUCACUGCAGCAACACCUUCACUUUGAACACUGAGGAGAAAGCAGAAGUGGACAGCCUCCAUCCCUCGUUCCUCUCCAUCAAAGAAGGUAAAGGCUUUUCACUUGGCUGCUAAAUUCAAAGAGAAACCCAAAAUGAAGCUUAAGUUUACAUUUAUACUUGUUUCAUACAUGUAUUACUGUCUGUAUGGAGUCUUAUAUCUGAAAAAGAAAAAAAAAGUAUUUAAAAUCACUUCCUUAAAAAAAGGUUGAUUUUGGGACGUUACCCCCAUAGGAGCAAAGAGCUGGGAUGUUUGCUCUGAAUUAAAAAAAUGGUCAUCCUCAUUGGGCGGUUGGUUAGUAUUUAUCCAGCUUAUUAAAUAUUUAUCAAAAUCUUUAUGGUUUCUUAUGAUGUUGUGGUUAAUUUGAUCUUUUCUGUUAUUAUUUUUGUUUUUAGUUCUUGAUAUUAAAAUGUUGUUGGGCUAUUUUCUCUGUCAGGUUCUUGUGCUUUGUUCCUCUGUCUCUCUUUAAUUUUUCUGGCCAAAUGAUAGCAGAUUUGGAGGCUUUAACAUGCCCCAAAGAUUGUUUUCACACAUGCAGGGCCUGGUGAAAAAGCUGGUUGGUUUUGGUCAUCGAUUUCAUAAAACAAAUCCCCAAAUACCUCCAUGGAGCACCUUUCUAUUACCAGUUUGCAUACUUUUAGCCUUACUGAACGGUUCAACUUACAUGCAGGAUUUUUCCUGGGUGUAGGCCAAGGCGUGAAAAAUCCUCUUAAACCCAACAUAGAGUCCACUGAUUUCAUUUAAAUGUUUGAUGGCAUGAUUCACAGGCUGCAGAUUUUAAUGAAUUUUACCUGCAGCUUUUGUUUUACAUCAUACAGUGUGUCACUGACAUAAAAAGGGGCGACAGGAAUUUCUUUAACUCCUUCAUACAGUCUGACAACUACUUGAUAUUUCAUAUUCAUGAUCAAGGUUGACACCUAAAAACAUCUAUAUGCUAAUUUCUCUACUACCAUCAUGGCACCAACCCGUAGAAAAACAUGGCAUUAGCUUUCACAUCCAUUGUUCCAUUCUGACAGGUGAUAGUGGUCCCAGCCAAAACUCAGCUGCAUAUCCAUUUUUCUCAAAGUAAUAGUGCCAUCUAGUGGGCACAAGCAACAUUAACUAAAAUAUACCCUUCAGCCUACAAUCUUCUCACAUUAAUUUACAUUGUCAGGAAGAUUCCUAGAACACUGUUUUACAUGUUAUAAAUAAAAUAUACAUGCUAACAGAUCUACAAACACAUUUAGCUCAUAGUGAUUGUACCACCUACUCACAGCUGCUGCCCAGGCACAUUGUGUUGCAAAACUACAGCUGCUACAGGAACAAACCUAUGCAAAGGUGCGAGGACCCACUUAUUAACUCUUGUGGUUUAAUUAUUAUUAAAAUUAAUUUUAUUAUUUUUAAUAUUAUUAAACCAAUAAUGACAGAUAUUAUACAGGUAUAUUAGAUGACCCAGCAUCCCCUGUGCAUAGACAAUACCUAAGGGGUUAUAUUUGCAAAACACUUUUACAUUUUUUUUUCUUUUUUCAAUGAGUAUAAUCAUCUGUGAUUGAUGAUUUGGACAACCUCUGAACAAAUGCUCUCCAGGUGAUAAGUGAAAGUAUUUAUCAAAGGUAGAAAUGAAGAAAGGCAUAACAGUUUAACAUGUUACAUUUUCUUUUUAGUUGAUGUUGGAAACAGCUGUUACUACUGUGCUGUUUAUUGCUGCUGACCACAGCUGCCAUCCACAAUGAAGGCAGAGGCUACAAAGGUAAACCUGCUUUAGUUUUUAGCACUAUAUCACUUUAAAAGCAAAAAAGCAGCUGAUUCUGUAUAAACAGGUGAUUGGAUUACAGUAUGAUCAUCGCAUCUAGCAACACAUUCUGGCCAAAUCUUAUUUUUGCCUUAAUGUCUUUGGUAGAAAUCAGGGCCCAGUAUUGCAAAAGUAAUCUGACUGGAUUCAGAUGACCAAAUGGGAUAAAAGCUUGAAAACAAGUUUCUCAAAAGAAGGCAAGGGUUAAUAAGAUAGUCAUCAAGUCUCACCAAAAGUCUAUAAACUUUUAAAACUUAGUAAAUCCCGACUGAAAGCCAAAUGAAAUAAAUUUGCUCAGUAGGUCAAGCUAAAAAUUUAAUUUUUGUGACAAAGUAGAUGAGACCAAAUUUUCUAGUGUGAAAAACAUCAAGGAUUUUGUGCCUAUAAGUGAUUGUUAAUAUCUUUGACUGGACCACAUUUAAAAAAUACAAAUUCAUAAGUCAUAAUCUCAUGAGAAUAAAGUCUCACUAACAUCUCUUUUUCAUAAGAAUACUGUGAAGUCAUAGCCACAUAAUGCUGUUUAGAAGGGGAAUAUUCCAAGUCAACAUUAGAACUUCAUUUUCUUACUACCAAGUUUUAAACGUCCUUUAAUCUCCAUUAACCUUGUCUGUGUGCAGAUGGCUGGCCUCUGCUGGAUGGCAGUGAUUCUGUCAUUUUUCCUGUCUACUGAAAACAGUUUGGCUGCUGUGAACCCACACAAGCUGGCGACACUUGUUCAUGGAAUUUCAAAGGAGUGAGUUAAAUUUCUUUCUUUUUUAUGUGCUUAUUUUUAGGGUUUUUUAUUUUCUAUUGAGGCAAGAGGGCAGUGGAGAGAGUUGGAAACUAAGAGAGAAAUGGGGAUCAACAUGCAGAAAGGGGCUGGAAAUUAACCUGAGUUAAAGCCAUAAAUUUUCAAAAAAAAAUUGUGCCAAGAAAAAAAUGAUUGCAAAGUGGUGUUCUUGUUUUUAUUGAUAGGUACGAAACCGACGGCGUGUUUUGUCUUGCUGUACGGAUUCCCCAUGCCCACGACCAGAAUACCGUAGACACCCUUCAGCAAGUUUUUGACAGUGAUCCUGGUCAUAAUGUGAUGAAGGCGAUCAACAAAGAUGAGGUGUACAUUGGCAAAAGAGUGGUUGCAGCCAAGACUCUGAGUCACCCCAACAGAGGGUACUAUCAUGCAGAGUCACGCGUUGGAGACCACUUGCACCACUUGUUCAAAUGUCGUAAUGAAACAGAUUUAUUGCUUUUCUAUGUGUAUGCCUCCCCAUGUGUUAGACAACAUUCAAGCAACACACACCUUCAGGAUAUUGUUGGAGUUAUCGCUCUGAUUCAACAAUGGAAGAACUACGCUAUUGUGUUUUCAAAAUUAUCUAGGUAUGGACUUCGUCCAUUUAAUACCGAAAAAGAGUGGAAUGGAACCCUGCAGCCCUUUGGAGCUUACCAGGGUAUCCAGGGUCCAAAUGGUCUAUCAAAUAUAUUCCGAUGUGACAGGAAAGGUGAUGCAAUGCAGUGCACCUGCUGCUUUUGUGGGAAUCAAAUAGCUCACUACUGUAUUUCAGACAAUUCAAAUGGUGGUGUAAUAGGCAGUGGAGGAAACCCUAAAGUUAAUUAUAGGGAUGGAGCUAUCUGGGAACAUUAUGGCAGUGGAGGAAAAGGGAAAGUUAUAGGAGGCAAUAAAGAAAAAGAAAGUGGUGAAGGAGGCACUGGAGGUAAAGGAAAAGGUAAAGGAGGCAGUGAAGGAAAAGGAAGAGGUGAAGGGGGCACUGGAGGGAAAGGGAAAGUGGAAGGAGGAAACGAAGGAGAAGGAAGAGGAGAUGGAGGCACUGGAGGGAAAGUAAAAGGUGAAGGAGGCAGUGGAGGAAAAGGGAAAGUUGAAGGAGGCAGUGAGGGUGGUGUAAUAGGCAGUGGAGGAAACCCUAAAGUUAAUGAUAGGGAUGGAGCUAUCUGGGAACAUUAUGGUAAUGGAGGAAAAGGAAGAGGAGAUGGAGGCACUGGAGGGAAAGUUAAAGGUAAAGGAGGCAGUGAAGGAAAAGGAAGAGGUGAAGGGGGCACUGGAGGUAAAGGAAAAGGUCAAGGAGGAAGUGAAGGAGAAGGAAGAGGAGAUGGAGGCACUGGAGGGAAAGGAAAAGGUAAGGGAGGCGGUGGAGGAAAAGGGAAAGUUGAAGGAGGGUCAGGGGGAAAAGGUGGAAUUGAAGGUGGUACUAAAGGAAAAGGGAAGGUUGAAGGAGGCGGUGAAGGAAAAGGGAAAGGAGACAGGGGCACUGGAGGAAAUGUUAAAAUUGAAGGAGGCACUGGAGGGAAAGUGAAAGGUGAAGGAGGCACUGGAGGGAAAGAAAAAGGUAAAGGAGGCAGUGAAGGAAAAGGAAGAGGUGAAGGAGGCACUGGAGGGAAAGAAAAAGGUAAAGGAGGCAGUGAAGGAAAAGGAAGAGGUGAAGGAGGCACUGGAGGGAAAGAAAAAGGUAAAGGAGGCAGUGAAGGAAAAGGAAGAGGUGAAGGAGGCACUGGGAGAAAAGGAGGAAUUGAAGGUGGUACUAAAGGAAAAGGGAAGGUUGAAGGAGGCAGUGAAGGAAAAGGGAAAGGAGACAGGGGCACUGGAGGAAAUGUUAAAAUUGAAGGAGGCACUGGAGGGAAAGAAAAAGGUAAAGGAGGCAGUGAAGGAAAAGGAAGAGGUGAAGGAGGCACUGGAGGGAAAGAAAAAGGUAAAGGAGGCAGUGAAGGAAAAGGAAGAGGUGAAGGAGGCACUGGAGGGAAAGUGAAAGGGGAAGGAGGCAGUUGUAGUGAUUUGAAAUGAGCCUCAUACGGUCGCACCAAAAUAUAUGUAGCGAUUUGAAAUGAGCCUCACAAGGCCGCACCAAAAUAAUACUUGGCGAUUGGAAUUUAUAAUAAAUGUCUGAAGAUUAAUAAUCUCAAAUUAUGACAUUUAUGCACUCGUUGAAAGGGGCACCACCCACCCUUAAUGGUGGGAAAAUAAAGAAAACAAAAGUUUAAUUCAGAAAUCAAACAUCAAGUCAGUUUUAAUUAAUCAGUCUUAAUUAAUCAGUCUUAAUUAAUCAGUCUCAUAUCUUAAGUCGAAAUUCUAAUUUCAGGGACUCCACUUCUGGAAGAACACUAACAGACAGGAACUUAGAAAAAUAAUGAUCUGUUUAUUACAGGAUAAAUGAUGGUACAACACACAUGCAAUAAAUGAUGAUAAGAUAAUGAGGAUAAAAUAAUAAUAGGUGAAUAAAUAAAGAUUCUGAGUCAGGCUAGGAGCACUAAAGUUAAUGAUAGUGAGUGAAUAUGCGCUAACAUAUUAACCUACACUAACUUUGGUGUCGAGAUAAACUCGGAUGUGGAUUUGGAGAAUCUAAGAUCACCAGAAAUAGGUGGAUAUCUGAGUUAUGAACGCAUGAGACAGCACCAGCCCUCUUUAGAGCUCUGGAGGUUUGCAUACUUAAGUGAGACUGGUCCUUGGAGAAGAUGGAGCAGGUUCCGAAGGUCCGGGCUACUGGCGGUUCGAGCGGUUCAGCUCAGAAGACGACUGAAGUCAGCCGAAGGAUGAGCCAGGAGUUGCAGCACUCGGGCCCGAAGCAAAAAGCCAGCGCCUGUGGAUCCUGUGGAUGCUCGUUUGGGUACUUCUUUGGUCUCACUUAAAAACUCUGGCACAGAGGAUGACCUGGGCCUGCUGGGUUGCGUUCAGAGGUGACUUUGAAUCACGCAGAAAACUCAGAAAAACGAGGCUCGAAGAGCAGAGAAAACUUUCAAAAAUGGCUUCGCGAAAUUAAAGAAAAAUCAAUCAAAGGCUUAAUCUUGAAUUGCUAUGUGCACAAAAAGUUGAAGUUUCAAAACUUGAACUAAGACGACGUUAAAGAAAAAUCAACGUGAAUCAACACGUGGCGUAAAACUUAGAAGACUAAGAAAAAGUUCUAAGAGAAAACAAAGAAACGCACCACAGAAGGGUGUGGGCAGAAGAGAAGGGGCAUAAGAGCCGGGGACAAGAGAGUCAGCUGAAGAGCAGAAGCAUAAGAGAGAAUAAGAGGCAUAAGAGAGAAUAGAGCAUAAGAGAGUGAGCAACCCCACUUCACUGGUUUUAUCUUCUCACACUGGGUGUGUCUCCGGCGUGUGGGUGUGAGGAGAAAGAGGAGGAGGGGUUGUGUGGUCUCCAAGCAGAGAUGAACUCGGAUCUCUGAUUAUUUGAUCUAACUUAUACUUUUGGCUGGUAAAAGAGUCAGAUCUGAUACUCACUCACUAUGAUUAAUAUCAUUGAAUGCUAGGUUUCAUGAUAAAUAAUUUGACACUAAACACAUAUGAAUGAAGUGUAGGAUCACAUCAAACAUUCUCAUUAUGUUUUAAGUAUCACAUUAAACAUGCUAAAUUACUCUGAAAUGAAACAGAUAGUAACACAUGGAAACUGUGAACAACAAAAGAGUAAAUACAUGUGAAUGAACUUCAUCAUGAUUAAUAAUGGAUUCUAAAUACUCACAUUCAGAUUAUUCAAUGACAUUAUAACCACCUAAUGGUUGAAAAUACUAAAUAAACAUCUACAAUAUAAACCAAACAUUUCUAAACUGUUUCUGUUACCUAGAGUUAAGUUAUGAUUCAUAGUCGAUAAAUUUAACUCUUAAAAGUUCAUGAAACAGUCUGAAAAGCUGUUGGUCUAAAGAACUAAAGAAUAAGGAUUUAUUCUGUCAGAUAAGAUAACUUGGCUUCUGAAGCACAUAGAAAAACGGGAAACAUCUCAUUUUAACACAAAUUUCAUGAUUAGACAGAUUAGUACAUUGCUGAAUGCAUAAGAUGUCAUGAUCAGUCAUUUGUAUUCUUUCACCAAAGGAAUGCAGUCUUUAUCAGUGCAUGGUCGAGCAGGGUUUUACGACCGAGGUCUGGAGGUCAGUGUCCCCCCUUAUCCUGGGGUCCGUAUGUUCACACACUUUAAGACACUAAAUCUCAAAUGGGAGAUCUGGGUUGAGACGUUAAUGUUUAUUUAGAUGGUCAGCAAAUGGAGUCAGUUUGAAAGGUAAUAAAACUCUGUCUCUGUUCUCCGAAUUGACCAAUCGUGAAGAGUCGGAGGUUUAGUCAACCUCCGGUUGGGUCACUUAUUUAACCUGAAAGUGUAAAUGAGUCUGGAAAGAUUUAUAUCCUGUUUCCUGGGACCAGAUAAGGAACUUUCCUGUGAGGAAUGUGUGGGUUUCACACCCAGGGUUGUCUUGAUUGCUACAGUCCCCCCUUCGUCACGGUGGUCCUGUCCAUGGAGCAUCGGGACGACGAGUAGACAACCAUGAAGCAGCAGCAGGUGUAUGCAAAUAGGACUGAUGCGUCUCAUUAUCACUAUGUGAAUCACUAGUAUCUGCUUUAAGAUAACAUCAAGCAUGCAUUAAGCUAUCAAAUAAAAUCGUCUAGGUGUUAGACUUUUCUCAGUUAACUAUUGGUAGACUAAUGUGAAAGAAAAUCUCCUAAUUUUCAGUAUUAAUGAGAUUUAGAAAAGCACUCUUUAGUCUGAAUGCUAACCGGAUCUAAAGCUAUAGCUGUUUUUCAUGCUUGCUGGAGAAGUCUGAAAGUUCAAUUUCAGUUUCAAAAAUGGUUAAGACUUAGGUGGAAAAGAAAUGUCUGCUAUAGACAUAUUAACCAUCUGUGUAUGAGCAUAGUCAACCUGAAUCACAAACAUCAAAGGUUUACUGCACAGAGUUUCUCUUAAACUUUGUCUGUUAAACUUGGGGAUGAUGCUCUUAUCGGUUUGACUAAUUAUCUGCUGUUGAGUCUGAAAUUUGUCAAUCUGAAUCUUAAUGACAGAAAUUUCAGCUUUUAAUCUGUUCAUGGGAUAUUUGACAGCUGACAAGCUGACCAUAUUGACAGAGGAGAGACAAAUGCUAACAAAGAAAGCAGCAACUGGGAUUGCAGUCAUCAAUGUAUCACCACAGCAUUUGGAUAUCUUAUUGGAGUCAUUUAGCUUUGGCUAGGUGACUUCUGCUUUCGCAGGACUCACACCUUCAUGACUCCACAGUGUUAAUCUCAGUGGUUAGCUGAGUUGUCAUGUUUAUUCACCUUCGAAGUGGAUGAAACCGAUUGAGGUGGAUAAUAAGAUCGUCGUUUCUGAGAGUGUGAUUUACUCUGAUUCUGCCAGUCAUUCACCCCCCUUUGGCGGUGUUGAUGGUUUUUCCUUUGUCUGGGACAAAACCCACCGUGACGGGAGUCUGAAUAACAACAGUUGGUCUCAAAGUUUACCUGGCAUUGGUCUGUAUCAGACCCGGGCCUUGGUGUGUAACUUUGACCUUUGUGAAUGUGUUGAGGUCGAAAAGGUUUUGGAGGCCUGGUUAACCACUCAUUUGGAGGCUUAUCGGAGCCUGAAAAUACACAGUCUGAAGCUUCGUUCAGCUCCAUGGGCAGUGAUUUUGUCUCCAUAGCCAAGAGAGUAACGGGCUCUGCUUUCUUAGCCAAAGUUUGUCGUUGUUUGGCAAAACCUUUUACAGCAAGUUCACGAAGCUGUCGGCUAGUCGAAGUGUUUGGACAAGCUAAGACGCCAAGGUGAUGACUGGUGGUAGGGUGGAGGUUCUGGACGAACAGCGUUUUGAAGUUCAAGUCCUCCUCCAUUUCUGGUUCAUUUCGGAAACCAAAGUAAGCUUCACGUAAGCGGUUGUAAUACUGUUGGGGAGAUUCUGAUCUCCCUUGUUUAAUAGACAGAGCAGCAGAAAGGCCUGUCUGGGUCAAAUAGUCAGAAAACUCUUCAAUUAAUGCUUGGCAGAGCAAGUCAUAAUUAUUUCUGACAUGAUAAGGCUGUCUUUCAAGGAAACUGCUAACCUCUCGACUUGACGUUGCCUUAAUAAGGUAGAUUUUGUCAUCAAUGGUUGCACCUGGAAAUUUCCGCAGGUAAAAGUCAAUGUCUUUCAAGUAGGUGCAGGUGUCAAUAGCAGCUUGGUGCUCAGGUUCAAAGCGUGCUAUGUUGCGAGCAAUUUUGUCAAGAUCCCUAUCUGAGGGAAAUGGUAAGAAGCCAUCAUGGGGAGGAGAGUAGGACUCUUGGUUUAAGGAUGACCUCUCAGGGUCAAGCAGGGUCCUGUCAUGAUGCUGAGAGAGAUACUUAAGAGUUGGUUUGGAAGGAAGUGAUGGCGCUCUCUCAGGAGGCUGAUCACCUAUCAUUUCUUCAAGAAAAGUUUGCUCCAUGCGUUCUCUUUGGGCUCGACCUGACUGGAGGGAGCAUUGUAACUCUCUUUGGGCAUCUUCAAGUUCUUUGUCUGUCUUUUCUUGCCGUUCUUGACAAAGAAUUAACUGUCUCUGAGCUAUCUGGAGCUGGUGCUGUAAGGUAGAAGUUUGCUUCUCCUUAACUUCAAGAGCUUCAGCACGCACUUUGACCAGUGCUUUCAAAGUUUUUACAUCUUCUGUUGCUUGCUCUAGCAGGGAUUCUGACUGUAUCAGAUCCUCUGUGGUCUUAGCAAGAUGCUUAUUGGCUUUGUCAAGUUCUUUCUCUUUUUGGUUAAGAGUUUUAUCAAGUCUUUCAAUCUUGUCUUUGAGAUCAAGAUUUUCUUCAUGACUUAUCAGUGAGGGAAGCUUUGACGCUUCACAUCUGGCACUGUGUUUUUCUAAAACACUUAAAGACUUCUUAGUCUCCUCUAGCGUCUUUUUCAGAGCGCUGUUUUCAUCUUUUUGCGCCUUUAUCUUUGCUAAAGCGCAUUCCAGCAAGUAGUCUUUAUACUCAAGCUGAGAAGACAUCACGACAGACAUGCAUCUAGUGAGCUCUUUGUCACGAAGUGUCGUGGUUAAGGCUGUUUCCAGUAAGUCAGCCAUUUCAUCCUCCGGAUUGGAGGGUUUGGCCUUUUGAAUCUUAGUCAUGUACUGAGGUAUCAGCUGACUAGUCAAGUUUGCCAACACUGUGGGUAUGUCCCUCAGGGGGUCUCCCUGGCUGGACUCUUUUGUGUUAGGCAUGUUUGGUUUUGGUAAAGAGGUGCAGCUGGUUGGUUGAUGAGUUUGAGUUGGCUUAAAAUGAAAAGAAGAAGCAAAAUAUCAAAUUAAGUGAGUUAAUCGACUUAAUUUAUCAGUGCUUGAUAAAGAGGAAGAGCCUAUCUGAGUAGAUCUCUAAUGGAGAGAAAAAUAACAUAAAGUUAAAUUCAUUUCAAUGAAAAUUGAAAUACAACAAGGUGAAAUAAUGUUAAAUUAAAUUUAACAUCAGAUACAGAACCAUUGAAUAAAGGGUUCAAAUUGUCUCCGUGUUGCAGAGAUCAGCAAAGCUUAAAUAAACUGCCUGAUGCAGUUGGAUGAAUCUGAAACCAAUGAAAUUGUCAAUUUAAGGAAUUAACUCUAAAGUUAAUUCACAAAUUGCAAUAAAUCCAAAGAUUCAACUACCAAAUCUAUCUGGAAUGUUAAAAGAAAUUUAAAAUAUUAAUUAAUUUGUUCAUUAAUCAAUUAAACUUAUGAGGAGGGUUAAUACAUUCAUGUAUUAUAGGGAACAGUAAAACUGCUCAAUGGUGUGAUAAGUAACAACAGAUCAGGUGAUUGAUUCAAGGAGUUACUUCAUCAAUACAUUAUGGAGGCUCUUAUAACAAAGAUAAAAAUCAAAAAUCAAUAAUCAAUGAUUUAGAAUAAGCACAUCAAACUUCAUCAACCAAGUCAAUCACUUGAGUUAUGUCUGUAGAGUGUAACACACUGACUACAGAGAGGCAGUACAGCUGGCUGAUGCUGCAGGCAGAUAAGUGUUAGCUCAAUACCAAAAGCAACCAUGUGGGGCAGUAUGGAGUUGGGAGAACUGCACAAGCUCAACACAAGUGGAGAAGAAGAAGAGAAGAGGAAACAGUCAUCCAACUAGCCUCUUGUGGCUGUGCGGAGUUGGGAAGUAUGAAGGAAGGGGCCUUUAGGCUCUGCCUCCUUGAAGGGCCUUAUCUGCUUAAGGCCAAAUGGUCGAUCUCUCCACUGACAACAAAGGGUUAAUAUUUCACAGCAGGCUGCGUCUGCACCCUCAAACAUAGAACUUUACACCAUCUGCUCAGGCAGAUUGGUUCAAUAAAAUCAUUUACAGGAACAAGGAUCAAAGUGGCAAAUCCCUCAACAGCAGAUUCAACUGCAGACUUUAAAAUCACAAAUGCUGCGAUUUGUGAACACAAAUUUUGUCUUAAUUCAAUCAAACAACAACCUCCCACUGUUACAGUGGUUUCCUGUGACAGGUAGUUAAUCUGUCAGGGGAAAGGAGGAACUCUAAAUCCCAUAUAGUUACUAGAACUUCGUAGCAGACUAUAGAGACAAGAAUCAAAGUGACAAAUCCCUCAACAGCAGAUUCAACUGCAGACUUUAAAAUCACAAAUGCGGCGAUUUGUGAACACAAAUUUUGUCUUAAUUCAAUCAAACAACAACCUCCCACUGUUACAGUGGUUUCCUGUGACAGAUAGCUAAUCUGUCAGGGGAAAGGAGGAAAAUCUGAAUCCCAUAUAGUUACUAGAACCUCGUAGCAGACUACAGAGACUUCAGGGGCUUGAAACCACAGCUCGGAGCAUCGCGAACACUGGGUUCAGCCAAAGGCCUUAAAUACAAGCGUACGGCGACGCCACAAUCGUGCACUUAAAUAUUGGAUAGUCUAGACAGAGCAGAGGAGUCAGUCUCACUGCUACUCAGAACAACAUUUCACGCUGUCCAGCUCAAACACAGACUACAGGCAUGUAGUACAAGAGUGUGUGAAACACAGAGCAUAAAGCUUUUAUGCAUAGAUCAGGAAAACAUCAGAACUUAGUCAAGCAACUUCAGCAAGCAUAGCAUUGAUUGUGAUUAAGUCUAAAAUAGCCUGGAAAUAAGUUUCUCUCAUCAAUUUGGAAGGCUAAGUUUUAGGUUGUCUGUUAGUAUCCAGAAGUUUUGUUUGAAACGCCUCACACGGGGCACCAAAAUAUAUGUAGUGAUUUGAAAUGAGCCUCAUACGGUCGCACCAAAAUAUAUGUAGCGAUUUGAAAUGAGCCUCACAAGGCCGCACCAAAAUAAUACUUGGCGAUUGGAAUUUAUAAUAAAUGUCUGAAGAUUAAUAAUCUCAAAUUAUGACAUUUAUGCACUCGUUGAAAGGGGCACCACCCACCCUUAAUGGUGGGAAAAUAAAGAAAACAAAAGUUUAAUUCAGAAAUCAAACAUCAAGUCAGUUUUAAUUAAUCAGUCUUAAUUAAUCAGUCUUAAUUAAUCAGUCUCAUAUCUUAAGUCGAAAUUCUAAUUUCAGGGACUCCACUUCUGGAAGAACACUAACAGACAGGAACUUAGAAAAAUAAUGAUCUGUUUAUUACAGGAUAAAUGAUGGUACAACACACAUGUAAUAAAUGAUGAUAAGAUAAUGAGGAUAAAAUAAUAAUAGGUGAAUAAAUAAAUAUUCUGAGUCAGACUAGGAGCACUAAAGUUAAUGAUAGUGAGUGAAUAUGCGCUAACAUAUUAACCUACACUAACUUUGGUGUCGAGAUAAACUCGGAUGUGGAUUUGGAAGAAUCUAAGAUCACCAGAAAUAGGUGGAUAUCUGAGUUAUGAACGCAUGAGACAGCACCAGCCCUCUUUAGAGCUCUGGAGGUUUGCAUACUUAAGUGAGACUGGUCCUUGGAGAAGAUGGAGCAGGUUCCGAAGGUCCGGGCUACUGGCGGUUCGAGCGGUUCAGCUCAGAAGACGACUGAAGUCAGCCGAAGGAUGAGCCAGGAGUUGCAGCACUCAGGCCCGAAGCAAAAACCAGCGCCUGUGGAUCCUGUGGAUGCUCGUUUGGGUACUUCUUUAGUCUCACUCAAAAACUCUGGCACAGAGGAUGACCUGGGCCUGUUGGAUUGCGUUCGGAGGUGACUUUGAAAUCACGCAGAAAACUCAGAAAAACAAGGCUCGAAGAGCAGAGAAAACUUUCAAAAAUGGCUUCGCGAAAUUAAAGAAAAUCAAUCAAAGGCUUAAUCUUGAAUUGCUAUGUGCACAAAAAGUUGAAGUUUCAAAACUUGAACUAAGACGACGUUAAAGAAAAAUCAACGUGAAUCAACACGUGGCGUAAAACUUAGAAGACUAAGAAAAAGUUCUAAGAGAAAACAAAGAAACGCACCACGGAAGGGUGUGGGCAGAAGAGAAGGGGCAUAAGAGCCGGGGACAAGAGAGUCAGCUGAAGAGCAGAAGCAUAAGAGGAAUAAGAGGCAUAAGAGAGAAUAGAGCAUAAGAGAGAGUGAGCAACCCCACUUCACUGGUUUUAUCUUCUCACACUGGGUGUUUCUCCGGCGUGUGGGUGUGAGGAGAAAGAGGAGGAGGGGUUGUGUGGUCUCCAAGCAGAGAUGAACUCGGAUCUCUGAUUAUUUGAUCUAACUUAUACUUUUGGCUGGUAAAAGAGUCAGAUCUGAUACUCACUCACUAUGAUUAAUAUCAUUGAAUGCUAGGUUUCAUGAUAAAUAAUUUGACACUAAACACAUAUGAAUGAAGUGUAGGAUCACAUCAAACAUUCUCAUUAUGUUUUAAGUAUCACAUUAAACAUGCUGAAUUACUCUGAAAUGAAACAGAUAGUAACACAUGGAAACUGUGAACAACAAAAGAGUAAAUACAUGUGAAUGAACUUCAUCAUGAUUAAUAAUGGAUUCUAAAUACUCACAUUCAGAUUAUUCAAUGACAUUAUAACCACCUAAUGGUUGAAAAUACUAAAUAAACAUCUACAAUAUAAACCAAACAUUUCUAAACUGUUUCUGUUACCUAGAGUUAAGUUAUGAUUCAUAGUCGAUAAAUUUAACUCUUAAAAGUUCAUGAAACAGUCUGAAAAGCUGUUGGUCUAAAGAACUAAAGAAUAAGGAUUUAUUCUGUCAGAUAAGAUAACUUGGCUUCUGAAGCACAUAGAAAAACGGGAAACAUCUCAUUUUAACACAAAUUUCAUGAUUAGACAGAUUAGUACAUUGCUGAAUGCAUAAGAUGUCAUGAUCAGUCAUUUGUAUUCUUUCACCAAAGGAAUGCAGUCUUUAUCAGUGCAUGGUCGAGCAGGGUUUUACGACCGAGGUCUGGAGGUCAGUGUCCCCCCUUUUCCUGGGGUCCGUAUGUUCACACACUUUAAGACACUAAAUCUCAAAUGGGAGAUCUGGGUUGAGACGUUAAUGUUUAUUUAGAUGGUCAGCAAAUGGAGUCAGUUUGAAAGGUAAUAAAACUCUGUCUCUGUUCUCCGAAUUGACCAAUCGUGAAGAGUCGGAGGUUUAGUCAACCUCCGGUUGGGUCACUUAUUUAACCUGAAAGUGUAAAUGAGUCUGGAAAGAUUUAUAUCCUGUUUCCUGGGACCAGAUAAGGAACUUUCCUGUGAGGAAUGUGUGGGUUUCACACCCAGGGUUGUCUUGAUUGCUACACAGUGAAGGAAAAGGGAAAGUUGAAGGAGGGUCUGGGAGAAAAGGAGGAAUUGAAGGAGGCACUGGAGGGAAAGUGAAAGGUGAAGGAGGCAGUGAAGGAAAAGGAAGAGGUGAAGGAGGCACUGGAGGAAAAGGAAAAGGUAAAGGAGGCAGUGAAGGAAAAGGAAGAGGUGAAGGAGGCACUGGAGGUAAAGGAAAAGGUAAAGAAGGCAGUGAAGGAAAAGGAAGAGGUGAAGGAGGCACUGGAGGUAAAGGAAAAGUUGAAGAAGGAACUGGAGGAAAAGGAAAAGGUGAAAAAGGAACCGGAGGAAAGGGAUCGGUUGAAGGAGGAAAUAAAGGAAUGUGGAGAGGUGAAGGAGGAAGUGAAGGAGAAGGAAGAGGAGAUGGAGGCACUGGAGGGAAAGUGAAAGGUGAAGGAGGCACUGGAGGGAAAGAAAAAGGUAAAGGAGGCAGUGAAGGAAAAGGAAGAGGUGAAGGAGGCACUGGAGGUAAAGGAAAAGGUAAAGGAGGCAGUGAAGGAAAAGGAAAAGUUGAAGAAGGAACUGGAGGAAAAGGAAAAGGUAAAGGAGGCAGUGAAGGAAAAGGAAGAGGUGAAGGAGGCACUGGAGGAAAAGGAAAAGGUGAAAAAGGAACCGGAGGAAAGGGAAUAGUUGAGGGAGGAAAUAAAGGAAUGUGGAGAGGUGAAGGAGGAAGUGAAGGAGAAGGAAGAGGAGAUGGAGGCACUGGAGGGAAAGUGAAAGGUGAAGGAGGCAGUGAAGGAAAAGGAAGAGGUGAAGGAGGCACUGGAGGUAGAGGAAAAGGUGAAGCAGGCAGUGGAGGAACAGGAAAAGGUGAAGGAGGCAGUAAGGGUAUGUGGAGAGGUGAAGGGGGCAGUGGAGGAAAAGGUAAACAUCAAGGCAGCAGUGUAGAAGAGGGCAAUGGGAGUAGCAGCAGUUGGCAUAAAUGGAGGGUUUCGAUUGGAGGUCAUUCAGGUCAUGAAGAAUCCAGCUGGCAGACCAAAGGAGGUGGAAGCAGUGGAUAUGGCUGGAUGACAGGAAAAGAGGGUCAAGAAAUAUACUAUGGACAUGACCACGUCAAAGGAACAGAGGGGUGCAAAGGUUGUACUGGAGCAAAAUGCAGUUGUCAUGGCCACCAUGGUCAUUGUUGCCAUUGCAAACACAAUAAAAAGGAACAGAGUCCAUAGUAAAAAUUAGGCAGUGUAGGCUCACGAAACCCCUGCACAGACUAUUUGCUUGACAAAAAAAAGACUAUCUGUGUUCAAAUAUGCUUUAGUGAGAUAUUUGGUCCUAAACCAAAACAGCAAUGUCUGGGUAAUGAAAUGUGUUUAAAAUAUAAGUCUCCUAUGUUCAGUUGUUUUUCAGAUGUUUCAUUUAAGAAGUGUUGCAGUGUGGCUGACAUGGCUAUAUUGAAAAGAUGUAGACCUGAUCUUCACCAUGUUCAAAAAGACAUGUAUUAUUUACAAUGAAAGAUGUGUGAGAAUUUGAGGAUGUAAUUAUCUUACUAUUGUGUAUAUAAACAAAUUGGAUCUAAGGUCAAAGGAAAUUAUAGAAACAAAAGAAUUUGGGGAUUUUUCAGGAAGGUGAGGAAUCCUACAGAGAAAGUAAUGUCUUAACUGGCUGUCUCUCUUGCUAUACAAAUACUACAUGUGACUUUCAAGUCAAUCUGAAACACCCACUGCAAAAAAAAAAAAAAAUCAAUUUUUGUCUGUAUUAAGCUGUUUCACUCUCUCUUUAAAUGCAGAUUAUUUCAUUUUACCCUGACAUACAAUUAUUUACUUGUCCCUGGUACCUGGACUACUUUUGUAAUUUGAGUAUUUUUUCUGUAAAGCAGUACCUGUUUUACCAGCGCUAUUAAAGCUUAGCUCAGCAUUGAUUCUGUUCUGGCAGUCAAUUAUUUUUCAACUUCUCACAGUAUUGCAUCGAAUUUCCCCUCAAGGAUAAGUUAAGUUCUUAUCUUAUCAUUAACCUUAAGCAGGCCAUUCAGAGGACUUUUGCUGUUUCUCAAAAAAUAACCCGACAAAUAAUUACGAUUUUGGAUCCAGAGAGGGUCAAGCUCUGGCGAGCAUGGCAUCCUUUUUAGGUUCUGAUACUUAUGACAUUGUGGUACUGAUGUGGCAAAGGAUCAGGUAUCUCCUUGUUUGUUAAACCUAUACUAAAGUACAAUUCCUUGAAAUGCUCCACGUCCACCCUCAUUUUAACAUCUCUCCUUUAAAACAACAGUUUAGACUAUUAUGACUUUAUUCUUGUGAUAAUAUGAUUUAAUUCUCCUAAAUUUAUGACUUUAUUCUUGUAAUAUUAUUAAUUCUCAUAAAUUUAUGACUUUGAUCUAUUGGGAUAAAAUAUCUAAAUGUGGCCCUACUACUCUGUCGUUUAAACAUUAUAAAGGACGUUAAAUAUAAGUGUGAACAGAUUGAAUGAUUUAUUAGAUCUGGCGCCU
Xyrichtys novacula (pearly razorfish) is the source of this 16485-nucleotide messenger RNA. Lineage: Eukaryota; Metazoa; Chordata; Actinopteri; Labriformes; Labridae. The record is from the annotation of a GenBank genome assembly.